GUUUAUCAGCAUUAUGGAAGGACUGUGUUCUGAUAUGACCUCAUUCAGCUUGGCAUCAAAGGGUUAAUGGAAAAGUUGAACACAUUGCAGUAUAGUCCAUCAGGUGUCUGGUCUCAGGUGAUGGGAUUCUGUGAUGUUGCAGUUCUACCAAAACGUCCAUCACCCACUGAACGUGUGGCUGGUCUACGGCAUGCUAACCAUCACCAUAAAAGAACAAAGAUUUCCCUGUGCACCACAUCUACCCUGGCUUCUUUGGUUCUUCCUGGUAAACCUCAGCAACUUGUAUAUGGUUCAGGCAAGCACCUUCAGGGUUGGAGUGUUAGGCCCAUGGUCUUGUGACUCCAUGUUUGCCAAAGCCAUGCCUGGUGUCGCAGCUAAACUAGCUGUGCAGAGGAUCAACAGAGAUCAGGCUCUGUCUCUGGGAAUCACGUUUGACUACGUCAUCUUGGAAGAAGAUUGUCAGACUUCGAUAGCCCUGAAGGACUUUAUGGGUUACUACACACGAGCCUCAGCAUUCUUAGGUCCAAUAAACCCUGGAUACUGUGAGGCAGCAUCUCUGCUCGCCAGGAACUGGAACAAAGCAGUCUUCUCAUGGUCCUGUGUGAACUACGAGCUGGAGAGCUCAUCGCGUCACCCGACAUUUUCCCGCACUAUACCUUCUCCUGUUUUGGUGCUGAAGACUGUGGCACACCAUUUCCACUGGGCAAACAUCGCCAUCGUAGCCUCAGCUGAUUACCUGUGGGUGGACACGUCCUACAAGGUAGCUGAUGCCUUAAGGAGUUUUGGCUUCCCUGUCAGGAUUCUGCUUUCCACGAGCAAUGACCCUGCCAGCAUACGCAGCUCACUCUCCACCAUAAGGAAGAUGAAGGAGCUUCGCAUGGUGAUCCUGUGCAUGCAUUCGGUCCUGAUCGGUGGGAAAACUCAAAAGCGUCUGCUGGAGACGGCUCUGGACAUGCACUUGACCGAUGGCUCAGUGGUCUUUGUGCCCUACGAUACACUGCUCUACAGCCUGCCGUACAAGCAGGUGAUGCAUCCCGCACUGCACAGCAACAGCAAGCUGAGACUGGCCUACGAUGCUGUGUUAACCAUUACACUGGACUCAGACGAGAACUCUUUCUACAAGGCCUACCAGGAUGCUAUCAGGUCUAAAGAGGUGCCUGCAAACAUUAAACCUCACGAGGUGUCUCCUCUCUUUGGCACCAUUUACACGUCCAUCAUCUUCAUUGCCAAUGCUCUACAGAACAUUCGUGAGUCUGCAUCCUGGCUUUCAGGGACAAAUCUAGCUCGCCAUACUGGGAACAUGGUGUUCCAAGGUUUCAGUCAGAGUGUUCGUACCAACGGUUCUGGAGUUAGUCUUGUGGACUAUGUGGUGCUGGAUACAGAUGGCCAUUCCUGGGAACUGCACCCCACUCACACUGUGGACAUACAGGCUAACGCUGUUCACUACCUCGGGAGACCGAUCCACUUCCCUGGCGACGUUCAGCCCAAAGCUGACUCCAGAUGUUGGUUCAUACCUGGAGGACCUCUUUGUACCAGAGGACUAGACCCGCUCAUGUUGUUGGAGGUGUUCCUAUCAGCGCUUCUCAUAAUAUUGUUCAUAACUAGUCUCGGAUAUUGUACACGACGUCGUCUCAAUCAGAUCAGAAUGGUUCGAGGUCCCAAUAAGAUUCUCCUCACUCUGGCCGAUGUGACCUUCAUCAAUCCCUCUCUCAGCAAUAAGAAAGCGAGUAUAGAUGAUGGUAAAGGAGAGGCAGAGAGAUGUUUGUCAGAAAUGGACAGCAGAAUGAAUUCACGCCUCUCCGUCUCCGACACUGCUGAGCCCAGCUACGAAAACUCCAACGUGGCCAUACUGGAGGGGGAUUGGGCUUGGCUGAAGCGGCUGCCGUCUGGACACUUCAGGUCAAUAAAUCCUAAGACUAGUGAUGUUUUUGAACUGAUGAGAGAUAUCCGUCAUGAGAACCUGACUCCAUUCUUGGGGUUCUUUCAUGACCAUGGUGUCUUUGCCAUCGUCACUGAGUUCUGCUCUCGUGGAAGUUUAGAGGAUUUGCUUCACAAUGAAGAUGUUAAACUGGAUUGGAUGUUCAAGUCUUCACUGCUACUGGACCUGAUCAAGGGCAUGAAGUAUCUUCACCACAGGGGUGUGUGUCAUGGCCGACUCAAAUCCCGUAACUGUGUUGUGGAUGGACGAUUUGUGCUGAAGGUAACUGACUACGGUUACAAUGAAGUUCUCCAUGCCCAAAAGUUCCCCUACACAGAACCCAAAGUGGAGGAUCUGCUGUGGACCGCUCCUGAACACCUGCGUACUCCACACCCUGGACAGUUUGGUAGUUAUGAAGGUGACGUCUACAGCUUCUCCAUCAUCGUCCAAGAGGUGGUGCUGAGAGAGCCACCAUUUUUCAUGCUCCACAUGCCUGCUGAGGAAAUCAUCCAGAAGAUUAAGAAACCCCCUCCGCUGUGCCGGCCCGUGGUUUCUCCAGACUACGCUCCUAUGGAAUGCAUUCAGCUCAUCAAACAGUGCUGGAACGAGCAGCCAGACAGACGACCUGCCUUUGAUGAGAUCUUUGAACAGUUUCGGAACAUUAACAAGGGGAAGAAGACAAACAUCAUCGACUCCAUGUUGCGAAUGUUGGAGCAGUAUUCUUCCAACCUCGAGGAGCUCAUCCGUGAGAGGACAGAGGAGCUGGAGAUUGAAAAGCAGAAAACAGAAAAACUGCUCACACAGAUGCUCCCUCCGUCUGUAGCUGAGGCUCUCAAAGUGGGCGGCACUGUGGAGCCCGAGUACUUUGAUAACGUCACGUUGUACUUCAGCGACAUUGUGGGCUUCACCACCAUCUCCGCCAACAGCGAACCCAUCGAAGUGGUUGAUCUACUCAAUGACCUGUACACCUUAUUUGAUGCGAUUAUUGGAAACCAUGAUGUCUAUAAGGUGGAAACAAUUGGAGAUGCGUACAUGGUGGCAUCUGGGGUUCCUGUCCCCAACGGUGACCGACACGCUGCUGAGAUCACAAACAUGGCGCUGGACAUCCUCAGUGCGAUCGGCACCUUUAAGAUGAGACACAUGCCUGAUGUUCCAGUACGCAUUCGAAUCGGACUGCACACGGGGCCGUGUGUGGCUGGAGUUGUAGGUCUCACCAUGCCUCGAUAUUGUCUGUUUGGGAACACGGUGAACAUCGCCUCGAGAAUGGAGUCCACUGGCAUGCCGUACCGCAUCCAUGUGAGUCACACCACUGUUAAGAUCCUUCUUGACCUCAAGGAGGGAUACCAGGUCCAGAUUCGUGGAAGAACUGAAUUAAAGGGUAAAGGGAUGGAGGAAACCUACUGGCUUGUGGGUAAAGAUGGAUUCACUAAACCACUACCUGUACCCCCUGAGCUCAAGUCAGGACAAAUGGCCCACGGCUUGCAGAUGGAGGAAAUCGCCCGAUUCAAACGGAAGAAAGCUGAGGCCCAAUUAGCCAAGAAGAAAUAAGGUCAGAGAUGGUGCGUGACUUCAAGCAGCUGCUGCAGAAAGCAGUAAAGAAGAUUUUGGUUGUGAGGCACGUGGCCCAGCUGCCCAAUGUCGACUUCACUGAGGAAAAUGUUAUGAUCCACCAUCAUUAACAGCUCUACCACGAUGGCCACUGAGAGAACUGACCCACUAAAGCAGUAUCUGCAGUAUCUGUGACUGAGUGAAGCUGACAUUUCCACAAAAGUAGUUUUUUUUCCCCUCGGCUCAUUAAUGUUGCAGGAACUAUUAGAGUGCAUUUUUUCAAGCAUCUUUUCUUCAUUCCAUAAAAUCAGGCAAAGAUAAGGAGAACACGUGGCUUCUACCAUCUGGCUGAAGAAACAACUCUCCAACUUGGCAGAAUCUCAACAUGAAAUCUGUACAGCUCUCUAAAUCAUGAGCCUGGCUCUUUUAGCUGGAGGUUACAGUACCUUUCAUCCCAGUGGACAUAAAUGAUUCAUUCUGUACUUAAGGAGGCUGUGGUGUGUAUGAGAGUCGAGCGGUGAAAUGCUUUGAGCAUGUGGAGAUUAUCGGAUACUUCAGUAAGAGGCUCUUCAAAUGAAUUUGGCUGUAAUGUAUAUAAAUAGCAAAUGGGGCUAUUACACUAAGCCAGAGAGGAUCAGACCCUGUUCUCAUCCAUUACCCCGGUUCACUGAGUCCAGAGAGCAAGUGCUGAGCUGCAGAAGAUGAUCGACCUGAACCUCGCACUGGAGGAAUGAAAAUAUGUCCUCAUAGAUUCAAAUUCUGAAGUAACACAAGGAAGGAAAGAUGUUGAUUACUGUCUGUUCUAUUUUUACGAUUCUGAAGUGUAGUCUUGUUUCCUUUUUGAACGAACCAGAAAAGAGCUGAUUGAAUGUGAUAUUUAUAUCUGCAAUUUUUAUUGCCCCAGAAUUUGUCCUGGACUCCUGUAAGUUAGUGAACACUGUUUCCGGUUUUUGAGUGUAAUCCUCUGAAUGUUGUCAAGUGUCAUUUAGAAUAAUCAUAAUAUUCAUUUUAAUC
Neoarius graeffei (lesser salmon catfish) is the source of this 4480-nucleotide messenger RNA. RefSeq names its product retinal guanylyl cyclase 2-like. The coding region runs from base 134 to 3466 and encodes 1110 amino acids. Lineage: Eukaryota; Metazoa; Chordata; Actinopteri; Siluriformes; Ariidae. The record is from RefSeq and is a predicted model, not a curated record. Gene Ontology annotation, biological process: cGMP biosynthetic process; protein phosphorylation; intracellular signal transduction. Gene Ontology annotation, molecular function: protein kinase activity; ATP binding; guanylate cyclase activity. The transcript is spliced from 20 exons.